AUGGUGACAGCGUCGGAGCGAGAGCCGGAACAAGGGCCAACACCCCCUUAUCAAAACAAUGUCGACACCACCUCAGUCUCGUCUGCCUCAACCGUCCACAAGCCCACCGACACCCUGAACGAGCAGGAGGAGAAAUCUGCCGCCGCCGUUCUUGAGAAAGAAAAGGGCGAGGAGGGAGAUAUACAAGUUGAUGCCGAGACCGAGACGGAAGACCAUACUAACUACCCCCAUGGACUCAAGCUGGUCACACUCAUCAUCGCGCUUUGUCUGGCUGUCUUUCUUGUCGCUCUGGACCAGACCAUCAUCGCCACGGCCAUUCCCAAAAUCACCGACCGCUUUCACAGUGUCAACGACAUCGGUUGGUAUGGGAGCGCAUAUUUCCUUACGUCCACGGCGCUCCAGCCGAGCUUCGGGCGCAUCUACAAGGUCUUCCAGAUCAAAUGGGUCUUUCUCUCCGCCAUUGGCGUUUUCGAACUUGGCUCCUUGAUCUGCGCCGUUGCCCCGUCAAGCACUGCGUUGAUUGUCGGAAGAGCCAUCGCCGGCAUUGGUGUUGGCGGUAUCUUUUCUGGAUCUCUGGUCAUCAUCGCUCAUUCAGUCCCUCUGAUUCGCAGACCCUUGGUCUUUGGGGUUUUCGGCGCCAUGUGGGGGCUCGCCAGCGUUGCAGGUCCGCUCUUAGGAGGUGUCUUCACGGACAAACUCUCAUGGAGGUGGUGCUUCUACAUCAACCUCCCCGUCGGCGCCUUUUCCGUUGUCGUCGUCCUCUUCGUCCUUCACAUCCCUCAAGACCCCAAACUAUCAGAGAAGCCCCUCCUCAAGCGAGUGAUGGAACUCGACCUCGUGGGCGCUGGCAUUUUGAUCCCUGCAAUCGUCAUGCUGCUGCUCGCCGUGCAGUGGGGCGGCUCAACCUACCCGUGGAGCAACUCCCGGAUCAUCGGCCUCUUCGUUGGCGCGGGUCUCAUGCUCGUCCUCUUCUCCGUCUCCCAGUGGCGACUGGGCGAGGCGGCCACGAUUCCUCCCCGCCUCCUCAAGCAGCGAACCCUGAUGGCGGCGUGCGGCUUUGUCUUCUUCUUCGGCGCCGGCAUCUUCAUCCUGAUGUACUACCUCCCCCUCUAUCUGCAGAGCGUCAAGGGCUCCUCGCCGACCGAAUCCGGCAUCCAGAUCCUGCCGCUCAUGCUUUCCACGGUCCUGACAUCCAUCAUUGGCGGCAUCAUGGUCACGAUCAUCGGCUACUACACUCCCAUCCUGAUGGGCGCGUCCGCGCUCAUGGCCGUCGGCUACGGCCUGAUCAGCACCUGGACCGUCGACUCACCCUUUGGCGAAUGGUUCGGGUACCAAAUCGUCGCGGGUCUCGGCGCCGGCUUCGGCUUCAAUUUGCCGCUUGUGGCCGUGCAGACGGCUCUUCCCAUGGCAGACAUCCCCCAGGGCACCGUCCUGCUCAUGUUCUGCCAGUCACUGGGUGGUGCGCUCUUCAUUGCCGUCGGACAGUCGGUCUUCUCCAACGGCCUGGUCGAAGGUGCCGCCAAGUACGCCCCGGACUUGGAUCCACAGUUCCUCCUCCGCACGGGCGCCACGGCCAUCCGCAGCGCGCUGCAGCAGAGCGGGAUGGAGGGCGAGCUCCGCCAGGCCAUCCAAGCGUACGUCUACGCGCUGAAGGAUUGUUAUCGCGUGUCUGUUGCGGUGUCGUGCGUGGCAUUCAUUGCGUCGUGCUUCCUGGAGUGGAAGAACGUGAAGAAGGCAAAGCAGGCUGGCGGCGGAGAGGCUAUCCCGGUGAUGGCGUAG
This is a messenger RNA of Cladophialophora yegresii CBS 114405, 1779 nucleotides long. RefSeq lists its product as uncharacterized. Lineage: Eukaryota; Fungi; Ascomycota; Eurotiomycetes; Chaetothyriales; Herpotrichiellaceae. Gene Ontology annotation, biological process: transmembrane transport. The record is from RefSeq and is a predicted model, not a curated record. Gene Ontology annotation, molecular function: transmembrane transporter activity. Bases 1 to 1779 code for a protein of 592 amino acids. The transcript has 4 exons.